This is a messenger RNA of Hyalella azteca, 1172 nucleotides long. Its product is annotated as ribosome quality control complex subunit NEMF. Gene Ontology annotation, cellular component: RQC complex. Gene Ontology annotation, molecular function: tRNA binding; ribosomal large subunit binding. The record is from RefSeq and is a predicted model, not a curated record. NCBI's taxonomy places the organism in Eukaryota, Metazoa, Arthropoda, Malacostraca, Amphipoda, Hyalellidae. The transcript is spliced from 8 exons. Gene Ontology annotation, biological process: ribosome-associated ubiquitin-dependent protein catabolic process; rescue of stalled cytosolic ribosome. The annotation marks the transcript as partial.
GGCGUUAUAGUGCAGCGUUCAGAGACGAGGCGCAGUGGAGUGGAUGCCGAGGCCGGGACAGAGACCGUGCUGCUCUAUGAUGAGUUCCACCCCAGGCUGUUCGCGCAGCACACCACCCGACCACACCUCGUCUUCAGGAGCUUUAAUGUCGCUGUGGACGAGUUCUUCCAACAAAUAGAGUCUCAGAAGCUACAGUCACGCGCGGUGCAGCAGGAGCGCGACGCCCUCAAGAAGCUCGACAACGUGCGCUCUGACCACGCCAGCCGCGUCAGCGCCCUACAGCGUCUCCAGCAGAGCGACACACAGCGGGGCCAGCUCAUAGAGCUGAACCAGGCGCUGGUGGAGGCGGCUAUCGUGCAGCUACGGGCGGCGCUGGCGCACCAGCUGUCGUGGCGCGACAUCGAGGAGCUGCUGCAGGAGGCCAGGGAGAGCAACGAGCCUGUCGCCCUCGCCAUCAAGUCUUUAAGCCUCGAGACAAACUCCUUCACCAUCAUGCUCAGUGACCCGUACUGCCAGGACGAGGACGACGCGCUGCUGGACAGUGACGAGGAGCGUCUCGAGGGCCACGACAGCGACACGCUGCGCCCCACGCCCGUCGAUAUCGACCUCGACCUCAGCGCCUUCGCUAACGCCCGCAAGUACUACGACAGCCGGAGGAAGGCGGUGUCUAAGGUCGAGAAGACGGUGGCCGCCUCUAGCGCGGCCCUCAAGUCGGCGACCCGCAAGACGCGCCAGACGCUGAAGGAGGUUCGCACCACCACCUCCAUCAACAAGCUCAGGAAGUUCCACUGGUUCGAGAAGUUCCUGUGGUUCAUCUCGUCAGAGAACUACCUCGUUCUGGCGGGGCACGACCAGCAGCAGAACGAGCUCCUCGUCAAGCGCCACCUGACGAAGCGCAUAUAUCGUACCGUGCCCCCCUCCACCCUGCACCAGGCGGGCAUCAUGGCGCUGUGUUNCCUCACCACGGGCGCCUUCAUGGUCAGGGGCAAGAAGAACUUCCUGCCGCCCUCACAUCUCGUCUACGGCUUCGGCUUCCUCUUCAGGCUUGAGGAAUCUUCCGUUGCAAGCGUAGGCGCCUUCAUGGUCAGGGGCAAGAAGAACUUCCUGCCGCCCUCACAUCUCGUCUACGGCUUCGGCUUCCUCUUCAGGCUUGAGGAAUCUUCCGUGGCAAG